This is a messenger RNA of Betta splendens (Siamese fighting fish), 1982 nucleotides long. RefSeq names its product E3 ubiquitin-protein ligase TRIM39-like. Gene Ontology annotation, molecular function: protein binding; zinc ion binding. The transcript has 2 exons. NCBI's taxonomy places the organism in Eukaryota, Metazoa, Chordata, Actinopteri, Anabantiformes, Osphronemidae. The record is from RefSeq and is a predicted model, not a curated record. Bases 151 to 1716 code for a protein of 521 amino acids.
CUCCACUGAGAGGUGGAGCAGCACCAACGUACUGGAUCAGAGGACGAUCAGUGGCUCAGUUCCUGGAAACUGAAGGCUUGUUGAGCUGCAGUGAAGACCAGACUCUGUCUCUGUACAGUAAAAUAAUCAGACCGUAAAGAGAUCGUAGCUAUGGCUGCUGCCAGCUGUCUACAUACCGAAGAUCAGUUCCUAUGCUCCAUCUGUCUGGAUAUUUUCACUGAUCCAGUGACUUUACCCUGCGGACACAACUUCUGUAAAAGCUGCAUCGCUGAACACUGGAAUUGUAAGGUGAAGCGUCAGUGUCCUGUCUGUAACACACAUUACAACAAAGGACUCAAGCUGCAGGUCAACACCUUCAUCUCUGAGAUGGCUGCUCAGUUCAGACAGUCAGCUCAACACAAAACCAGCAGCUCAGAGCAACACGCUGCCAAACCAGGAGACGUUCCCUGUGACGUCUGCACUGGACCUGAACUAAAGGCCCUGAAGUCCUGCCUGGUGUGUCUGACCUCCUACUGUGAGACUCACCUGGAGCCUCAUCUGACAAAGUCAGGACUGAAGAGACAUCAGCUGAUCGACCCUGUGAAGAACCUGGAGGACAGGAUGUGUAAGAAGCACGACAAACUGCUGGAGCUGUUCUGUAAGAGCGACCACAUGUGUGUCUGUAUGAUGUGUGCUAUUGCAGACCACAAGACACAUGAUGUUGUUGCUAUGAAAGAAGAAUGUGAAGGAAAGAAGUCAGAGCUGCUGAAGACUGACGCUCAAAUCCAGCAGAUGAUUGAGAAGAGACGAGUGAAGAUUGAAGAGAUCCGACGCUCAGUGGAGCUCAGCAACAAAGCUGCAGACAGAGAGCUGGAAGAAGGUGUUCAGGUCUUCACUGCUCUGAAGGAGACUGUGGAGAGAAGCCAGGCUGAGCUCAUCAAGACCAUCACAGAGAAGCAGAGGACAACAGAGAAACAGGCUGAAGGCUUCAUCACAGAGCUGCAGCAGGAAAUAUGUGAUCUGAAGAAGAGGAGCUCUGAGGUGGAGCAGCUCUCACAGUCUGAAGACCACUUUCAAAUAAUCCACAGCUUCUCAUCAGUGAACACUGCUCCACCCACCAAGGAAUGGACAGAUGUCAGUCUCCACGCUCCUUCAUAUGAGGGAACUGUGGUGAGAGCAGUGAAGCAGCUUGAGCUGAUGUUCUUAGUAGAGACAGAUAAGUUGUGUUGUGAGGUUGAGCUGAAGAGGGUCCAGCAAUAUGAAGUGGAUGUGAGUCUUGAUCCUGAUCAAGACUCACAAGCAUCUUUUACUUGCUGCCAGUGUGUUUUAUCAAUGCAAGGUUUCCGUUCACAAAAAUUUUACUUUGAAGUUGAGCUUGGAGAGUGUUGUCCCUGGACUUUAGGAGUCACCAGUAACACAAACACUGAGGGAAGAAUCACACUUAACCCCCAAAACGGUUACUGGACUGUUUGUAUGAGUGAGGAUUUUAAAUACUAUGCAGCUGAUAAGCCACCAGUCUGUCUAGAUCUGACUCGGCUUUUGAAGGUCGGGGUGUUUGUGGAUUAUGAGCAGGGUCUGGUCUCUUUUUAUGAUGUUGAUACUGCAGUUCUUAUCCACUCCUUCAUUAGCUGCUUUACUGACACCCUUCAUCCAUUCUUCAGCUCUUGUCCUAAUGACGGGAUUCAAGGCUCUUGGGGGAGUUUUCUUUCGAGACGACACAAAUUAUAUUUGCAGUGAACAGGAAUUUGUACAAUUUUGUACUUGUAUUUGCAUAAAAUACAUUGGUUGUCACUGUGCAAAUCCACAACUCGAAGAUAUGAAGAUUGAUUCACUGUGUAAUACUGUUAACACUACACUUCAUUGAUGGUUUAUUAUUUGAACACCAUGUGUACAAUCUAAUAAUGAUUACAGCAUGUAAUUAAAGACACUCACUGAAAUCAUGUAAAUUACACAAAAGUUCUGUAUGUUGGUAAAAUAAAGAUCCUACUUCCAUUAAUAAACAA